Centropristis striata (black sea bass) is the source of this 336-nucleotide messenger RNA. Its product is annotated as small integral membrane protein 29-like. The transcript is spliced from 5 exons. The coding region runs from base 1 to 336 and encodes 111 amino acids. The record is from RefSeq and is a predicted model, not a curated record. Lineage: Eukaryota; Metazoa; Chordata; Actinopteri; Perciformes; Serranidae.
AUGACAGAUAAGGAGAUCGAGCAGAAAGAAAUGAAUCUGAACCAAACAACUCCCCACAUUUUACCCCCAAACCCCAGACCUGGAUUUCCUGGUUACUAUGCACUUAUCCCUUUUAUCUUCCUCACACUUAUUGGAUGUGUGGUGGCAGUGGUGGUUUAUAUCAGAAGGCAGUCGAGAUUAGAUGCACUACGCCACAGGCUGAUUCCUCUGUACAGCUACGACCCCACAGAGGAACAAGAUGAGUGGCCGGACGCUAGCAGGGAGGAGGAGGAGGAGCUGGCUGAACCUUUGUAUAAGGAGGGGAAGCUUUCAUUUUCAUCCGCCUAUGGAACAUGA